GCCCUCUACUCUUAUUAAAAAAAGAAAAAAGGUGGCAUAAUACUUGCGAUAAUUUCAACAUGGAGCUCGGAGUCUGAUACCGCAUCAUUUAUUUAUUCUUCGGAAUUCUCGGUAAGUCCCGUACCUAAAUAUAUAUAUCUAUCUACCUACCUACCUAGGUAUAUACACAUUCCAUCUUCUUCCAAACUGCACGAGGUCGCCAGAGUCUCGGUCUCAAACGGAACCUAAGAAUGUCGACUAUUCUAACCUCCCCGCCUUGCCACUAGUCAUCUUUAUCCACUUCCCUUCUCUUGUGUCUACCUAUGUUAGGUACUCAUCGCCUCGGCUCUAAUCUAACUAGACUUCUACUUUUCUAGGAUGUCGAUGCGACCCCACACACGUUUACUUGUGACAGUCGACCGCGGCGUUUGAGGUCCUACCAUCUACUACCGUUCUGAACCCGCCUAAGCUCUAGGCCCUUCGUUAUUCUCCCUACGACUACCUCCUCCCUCCACAUACUACUGAACUCUUCUCUGCCCUCAUAUGUUGUCGCGUUUUAUCGCCAUGAACUCCGCGGAGCUAUGGCGACGCCCACCAUUACCCGGCGAUGCCUCGAACCCGAAAUCAGCGGCCGGCGUUUCCGGACCGACGCUAGAUUCGAACACCGCUCACCCUGCAGGCAAGGCUAAGUACGGUCGCUUUAGGGCGUUCCUGCGUGCUGUCUCUGUCUUUGUCUAUUUCGCAAGUGGCUGCUUGUCCAUACACCUUACUCAGAUCAUCGGUUCCCCAUUAUACUACGCCAACCGCGACCUCUACUAUGCGUAUAUGUCCUUGACCAAGGCAUCUUUCGGCCUAUUGAUAACUACCAUGACCCAGUGGUGGGCGCCUACGGUGAUAAGAAUGAGCGGCGAUUCUUCUGUUGCAGGGCAGCUUAGCUUGGCGCCUGAUGGCAGGGUCCAAUGCGCUUUUCCGGAGCGCAUGGUUAUGAUCGCGAACCACCAGAUUUAUACCGACUGGCUAUAUCUGUGGUGGGUUGGAUAUACGAACAACCCUCACAUGCACGGACAUAUCUACAUCAUCCUAAAAGAGUCUUUGAAGCGAAUUCCCAUCCUUGGACCGGGCUGCAUGUUUCUCGGCUUCAUUUUUAUGUCACGCAAGAUGGCCGUCGAUCAACCCCGUCUAGCCCACAGGCUUAGGAAGCUAAAAACGAAGCAUACGGACCCUGACGGCGAAAGCUAUUUGAACCCAAUGUGGUUACUUCUUUUCCCCGAAGGGACUAAUUUAUCUUCAAACGGCCGAAUCAAGUCAGCUCAAUGGGCCGCCAAGACGGGACUGAAAGAUACGGAGCAUUUGAUGUUACCUCGAAGUACCGGCAUGUUCUUCUGCCUUAACGAACUUAAGGGGACCGUGGACUACGUGUAUGAUUGCACCGUAGCCUACGAAGGCGUUCCCCGAGGGAAAUACGGAGAAGACUAUUUCACCCUAUCGAGUACCUACUUUCAGGGGCGGCCUCCUAAAUCGGUCAAUUUCUAUUGGAGGCGGUUUGCCCUAGCAGAUAUGCCUUUGGAUAACCAGGAUGAUUUCGAUAAGUGGCUUCGUGAACGAUGGUAUGAAAAGGAUGCUCUGCUGGAGCAGUACGUUUCUACAGGCCGAUUUCCGGCAAACGAGGCCGGCAUUAAGGGUCAUAUCGAGACGGAAGUUCGAACUCAGUAUUGGUGGGAAUUCGGCAAAAUUUUCGUCAUGCUUGGUUCGUUUGGGUUGAUAUUUAGUUUCUUUCUGAGAACUCUGCGUACCCUCGCACGUGGUUAGUCGAUUGAUAGCGGGUCAUUGCUUGCUAAUAGAUAAUCUGUGCGGGUGUUGCAUGAACGAUGGUAAGAGACGAAGAGAAUUAUCGUUAGAUACCAGCGACGACAUAUAUCAAUGAUACCAUGAAGAAUAUGUAACAUAGGGGAUGGGAGUUUCGGACUGGGUGGGCGAAUGCAUAGCUCUAAAUUUUUGAUAGCCUGAUAUUCUAAACUGUGUUGAUCAAUGGUUUGGGGUAUGAUAUUUUGUAGGAAAUAGGUGGUAAAUAUUAUAUAUCCUCUCCGUUAG
Messenger RNA from Daldinia loculata, 2070 nucleotides. Its product is annotated as acyltransferase-domain-containing protein. Gene Ontology annotation, molecular function: acyltransferase activity. The transcript has 4 exons. Gene Ontology annotation, cellular component: endomembrane system. NCBI's taxonomy places the organism in Eukaryota, Fungi, Ascomycota, Sordariomycetes, Xylariales, Hypoxylaceae. The record is from RefSeq and is a predicted model, not a curated record. The coding region runs from base 523 to 1788 and encodes 421 amino acids.